Emericellopsis atlantica is the source of this 1870-nucleotide messenger RNA. Its product is annotated as 6-phosphogluconate dehydrogenase. Lineage: Eukaryota; Fungi; Ascomycota; Sordariomycetes; Hypocreales; Bionectriaceae. The record is from RefSeq and is a predicted model, not a curated record. Gene Ontology annotation, molecular function: phosphogluconate dehydrogenase (decarboxylating) activity; NADP binding. Gene Ontology annotation, biological process: pentose-phosphate shunt; pentose-phosphate shunt, oxidative branch. The coding region runs from base 1 to 1566 and encodes 521 amino acids. The transcript has 4 exons. Gene Ontology annotation, cellular component: cytosol.
AUGUCCGGUCCUGUCGCUCGCCUCGCAAACAUUGUGCUGGGCGGCGCAAAGAACGCUUCAUCAUCCACAAGUUCGAAUCAAGUUGCUGACAAUGUCCCCAGUGCUGAUCUGGGCCUCAUUGGCCUGGCCGUCAUGGGCCAGAACCUCAUCAUGAACAUGGCCGACCACGGCUUCACGGUUUGCGCCUUCAACCGAACCGUCUCCAAGGUCGACCGCUUCCUGGAGAACGAGGCCAAGGGCAAGUCCAUUGUCGGUGCUCACACCGUCGAGGAGUUUGUCAGCAAGCUCAAGACCCCCCGCCGUGUCAUGCUCCUCGUCCAGGCUGGCCAGGCCGUCGACGACUGGAUCGAGAAGCUCCUGCCCCUCCUCGAGGCCGGCGAUAUCAUCAUUGACGGUGGCAACUCUCACUUCCCCGACUCCAACCGCCGCACUCAGUACCUGAACCAAAAGAAGAUCCGCUUCGUCGGCUCCGGUGUCUCUGGUGGUGAGGAGGGUGCCCGCUACGGUCCCUCCAUCAUGCCCGGUGGCAACGAGGAGGCCUGGCCGCACAUCAAGGACAUCUUCCAGAGCAUCUCUGCCAAGAGCGACGGUGAGGCUUGCUGUGAGUGGGUUGGCGACGAGGGUGCUGGUCACUACGUGAAGAUGGUCCACAACGGUAUCGAGUACGGCGACAUGCAGCUCAUCUGCGAGGCCUACGACAUCAUGAAGCGUGGUCUCGGCAUGUCCGGCAAGGAGAUUGGUGAUGUUUUCGCCAAGUGGAACAAGGGCGUCCUUGACUCGUUCCUGAUCGAGAUCACCCGCGACAUCAUGUACUUCAACGACGACGAUGGCACCCCUCUCGUUGAGAAGAUUCUCGACCAGGCUGGUCAGAAGGGCACCGGCAAGUGGACUGCCGUCAACGCUCUCGACCUGGGCAUGCCCGUCACCCUCAUUGCCGAGGCCGUUCUGUCCCGCUGCUUGUCUGCCAUCAAGCCCGAGCGCGUGGAAGCCUCCAAGGUUCUUGAGUUCAAGAGCCGCGAGACCAAGUUUGACGGCGACAAGGCCCAGUUCCUCGACGACCUCGAGCAGGCCCUCUACGCCUCCAAGAUCAUCUCGUAUGCGCAGGGUUUCAUGCUCAUGCAGGAGGCUGCCAAGGAGUACGGCUGGAAGCUCAACAAGCCCUCCAUCGCCCUUAUGUGGCGUGGUGGCUGCAUCAUCCGCUCCGUUUUCCUCAAGGACAUCACCUCUGCUUACCGCAAGCAGCCUGACCUGAAGAACCUUCUGUUCGACGACUUCUUCAACAAGGCCAUCCACGAUGCCCAGCCUGGCUGGCGUGCGGUUGUGGGCAAGACUGCUGCCCUCGGUAUCCCGACCCCCGCCUUCUCCACUGCUCUGUCUUGGUUCGACGGUUACCGCACCGCCAACCUGCCCGCCAACCUGCUCCAGGCUCAGCGUGACUACUUCGGUGCCCACACUUUCCGCAUCAAGCCCGAGAACGCCACCGAGCAGUACAAGGAGGGCACCGACAUCCACGUCAACUGGACUGGCCGUGGCGGCAACGUCUCUGCCUCUACGUACCAAGCGUAAGAGAACAAAGGGGAGUGGGUGUGAAGUGCUUGCGAGCGGUGCUGCGCAUCAGCUUGUGUGCUUUUGAAUAAUUUGCUCCAUGCGAGGGCGGAGCGGACUGGAUAUCCAUGUUGUCGAGUCGGGCAAGAGACCAAAAGAUGGAUUGCCACAGAUAAUAUCUGAAGAAUGACCAGCAAAAAAUAGACAUGUUAAUCGAUCACUUGGUCGCAAGAUGGAGACUGAUGUUGAGUUGAAGUGUAGCGUCCCAACGUUUCGAAGGCAUCUCGAUAUUAGGGCAAACCCGUUUGUUACAUGUGUAUUUUCC